Molecule: messenger RNA, 1236 nt
Organism: Tricharina praecox
Lineage: Eukaryota; Fungi; Ascomycota; Pezizomycetes; Pezizales; Pyronemataceae
Product: Anp1-domain-containing protein
Exons: 4
Coding region: 1-1236 (411 amino acids)
Biological process (GO): protein N-linked glycosylation; cell wall mannoprotein biosynthetic process
Cellular component (GO): mannan polymerase complex
Molecular function (GO): alpha-1,6-mannosyltransferase activity
Source: RefSeq, a predicted model, not a curated record
AUGUUGACGCUCAAGGGGAUGUCGGUCAAGACGGUUCGGAAUAGACUGCCGCCACUGCGGGCCGUAGCGAGCAUUUUUUCGAGGACGAGGUUCUGGUUUUUGGUGUUUCUGUCGGCGUUCAUCGUCAUAUUAUGGCGAGGCGUGAAUUCCUCGGCUGCGAAUAUGCAAAAAUAUUACUGCUUCGGACCCGCAAAGUCACCACUAGAGAUCUCACAGAACGAGCACGCAAAAUGGCACAUGCAUCACCAGACACCGGUACUGUUCAACCACCACAAGCCGAUCGAGGUCAAUGCGAGCACGAUCCAGUACAUCGACCUGAACAAAGUCUCGUCCACCACCGACGCCAUCAAGAACAAGGAGCGGAUUCUGAUACUCACCCCCCUCCGCGACGCCGCAUACUACCUGCCCAAGCACUUCGAGCUCGUUGCGCAGCUGACGUACCCCCACGAACUCAUCGACCUUGCGUUUUUGGUCUCUGACUCCACCGAUGAUACCCUCGCCGUUCUCGCCGCGGAGUUGGACCGCGUCCAGAACCAGCCCGAUCCGAAGCUCGGCGGCCCAUUUCAUAGUGUCACCAUCGUGCAAAAGGAUUAUGGCGUCGCCGAGAGUCAGGAUGUUACCGUGCGGCACUCGUUCGAAUUCCAAGGCCCCCGGAGAAAGGCUAUGGGCAUGGCCAGGAACUUCUUGCUCAGUGCCACGCUGACAGCGGAGCACUCGUGGGUGUACUGGAGAGAUGUGGAUAUCGUCGAGAACCCCAAGAGCAUCAUCGAGGACUUCAUCAAGCACGACAAGGAUAUUCUCGUCCCGAACAUCUGGUUCCACCGUUAUGAGGGCAACCACGACAUUGAGGGCCGCUUCGACUACAACUCGUGGCAGGAGUCUCCCGAGGCUCUCAAGCUUGCAGCCAGCCUUCCCAAGGACACUGUUCUCGCCGAAGGCUACGCACAGUACGAUACCAAGCGCAAGCACAUGGCCAUGAUGGGAAGCCGCGGCGAUAACCCCGACGAGGAGAUUGAGCUCGAUGGUAUCGGAGGUGUCAACAUCCUCGUCAAAGCGGAUGUCCAUCGUGCCGGCAUCAACUUCCCCUGUUACGCCUUUGAGAAUCAGGCGGAAACUGAGGGCUUCGCAAAGAUGGCCAAGCGUGCGGGCUACCAGGUCAUCGGUCUGCCUAACUAUGUCGUGUGGCACCUCGACACGGACGAGAAGCCCGGCAACCUUAAGGGCAGACCUGCAUAG